Microthlaspi erraticum is the source of this 843-nucleotide messenger RNA. The record is from the annotation of a GenBank genome assembly. NCBI's taxonomy places the organism in Eukaryota, Viridiplantae, Streptophyta, Magnoliopsida, Brassicales, Brassicaceae.
AUGAGAGAGAGUAGCCAUAGACCUCUCAUAUUUGGAACCCCUUUCCUGUCUACUGUGGGUGCCAUAUUUGAUUUCCCCAAUCAAAGAAUCUCUUUCAACAAGGUGAACAAGGGUAUGUUCUUCCCUAUGUGUUCAACAAAGAACUCUUUUGUUGACAUGGUCCAAGAGGAGAAAGUUACUUUGAAGCCACCCCAAGAAGGAGAAACUGAAGAACAAUCAAGGAAGAUCCCAUUCCUAAGCCCAAGCAGCUUGCCAAACAAGCAAGGAGUAAGACUAAGGCCCCUACACCAAAACCGCCCAAGGGAUCAACCAAGAUUGAAGAUGAGGCCAAGCCAAGAAGAAGCUGUGGAUUCAAGGAGAAAGACUUGGAGGAUCAAGACUCUCUAUCUUCUCCUAAGUGCCAAGCCUUACAGUCAAGCUAAAGACUUAAAACAAGCGCUGCAUGGGAGGCAACCCAUGAGGAUAGAAGGAGAAAAAGGUGUGAAAACACAAUCCGCGCCAAACCAUUGGCCGCGGACGCGCAAAAGAGAAUUUUGGCCGAGCAAUUCCAACCGGGCCGACCGUCACGGUCGAGCCGGGAAGGAAUGGCUUGUGCUCGGCCGGAUUACUAUCGCGCGACAAAACGUUCGCGCGACGCACGAACAGGGAAAGGUAGGCCGCGAUCGGCCGAUUUUCGUAUCGGAACGGACCGACCGUGCCGGUCGAUCCGGGAAACAACGAUCGGCCUCGGCCGAAAUCUCUCGGCCAAACAAAAUUUGGCCGACCAAAUCGCUCGACCGCGACAAAAUCCAUCGGCCAUCGGCCCAAACUUUUCUCGGCCAAGGUAAGUCCCCUUUUCAUUAA